This is a messenger RNA of Drosophila ficusphila, 2782 nucleotides long. RefSeq names its product tudor domain-containing protein 3 (gene Tdrd3). The coding region runs from base 71 to 2707 and encodes 878 amino acids. Gene Ontology annotation, cellular component: cytoplasm; nucleus. Gene Ontology annotation, biological process: mRNA processing. The record is from RefSeq and is a predicted model, not a curated record. NCBI's taxonomy places the organism in Eukaryota, Metazoa, Arthropoda, Insecta, Diptera, Drosophilidae. Gene Ontology annotation, molecular function: RNA binding; protein binding. The transcript has 4 exons.
CACAUCUAAUACUUUUGCCAUCACUAGUUUAGCAGAAAUCAGGUUGCAAAAAAGACGUAUUCAUGAAAAAAUGGAAUUAGCGAAGAAACUACAAGAAGUCGGAUGGCACCUGACGGAGGAGGGCCUUAAAAUCCUAACGACAGCCGUUAGCAGCGAGGAUCCCCGCAAAAUUGUGGAUGCAGCUCUAAACAGGGAUAUGCGUGACAUUGGGGGUGGAGCACUGCCCGUGAAACGCGAAGACGCCACUUUGCCGGGAAAAAUGGUUUUGCAGGUGCAGAGAGUGCGAAACAUAGCCGCUCCCAAGGCGAAUGAGGAAUCGAAGGCAGCGCCACGCCUACUGCAGCUCGAUCUGAGCGAUGGCCAGAAUUCCAUAAAAGCCCUCGAACUCGAACCCGUGCCCCAGCUGAAUCUCAAUGUGGCUCCCGGUACGAAGAUCUAUUUUAAGGCGGAUAAACUCCAGCUGAUGCAGGGAUUCAUACUGCUGAAAUCCAGUGAAAUUCAGCUGCUUGGUGGCCGUGUAGACGCCCUCUACGAGAAGUGGGAUCUGGCCAGGACCAUGUUGCGAUAUGCCCGCAGUGGAAGGCCCUUGAGCGGCACCUCAGCGCCGCCACCUUGGUUGCCAUUUGGCAGUCGGAAAAUCGAUACCAACGCCGAGAGUGACAAGAACUUUAAGAGCUUGGUCGACAAGGGCGACAAGGAUAAGCCGGCGAAGGAGAACGAAGAGUUCAACGCCAUGCGCACCGAGGCCAUUGCCGAGGCCACGAAAGCGGGCGGCAAGAAGGUAUUUGGCGGUGGUGGCCAAAACAUCGUUGAUCACAACAUCAAGAAGAUCCUGGACAAGGGAUUUAGCGAGGAGGAGGCCCACAGUGCCUUGCACGCCACCCGCAACAACCUGGAGCGUGCUCUGUUUAACCUUAAGAGACGCAAGGAAGCCGGAGGCGUGGGUCCCAUCGAACCAAUGGGACGUCCGGGUCGUGGAGAUCGCCCGCCAAGAGAGGGAAAACGAGGGGCCAGUGCCAAGGACGAAGCUGAGGCGGCCAAGCCAGCUGCCAAUGCUACUCUCUUUGAUUUCCUCACCACCAAGCUGCCCGCCACUGAGACACCGGCUGCCAGCACCGCAGAGACAUAUGUCGCCGCUCCCACUGCCCCACCCACUGCCAACCAUUUUAAUCCCUUCAAACAAUUCGGGAACGCGAGGUUCAGCGAGGCCGACAGCAGAUCUGCCGCUUCGGGCGGCGGAGGAAAGUUUGCGGAUCGUUCCAGGUUCGAGAACAAUGUGUCAAGCAGCUUUGCCGCGCAUCGCGGUGGACAUUCGGGUUCCUCAAGAGGUGGUGGACGUAAUCGAGGCGGUGGCCGGGACGAGAGGCCGCCGAGGGAGGAGAGAGCCCACAGAGAGGAAAGGCCACCGAGGGAGGAAAGGCCACCGAGAGAGGAGAGACCUCCAAGGGAGGAAAGACCACCGAGGGAGGAAAGGCCACCCAGGGAGCGAGGAGGAGGCUUCAACGAGCGUGGAGGUGGACGAAACAAACCGGAAUCCUCGGCCGUAAAAGCCUCCAGUCGCAAUGGCGCGGACAAUCCACCGGCCAAGACGAAUUCGGAGGUGAAAAACGAGCAAGAAACCACCAAUGGAAAGGAGCACACUGGCAAUCGACGCGGCAGCGAUCGAGGCAGCAAUCGCGGGGGCUCAAACAAAGGCGAGAACGGCAACGCCAAUGGCAGCAGGCGCAAACAGCAGGCAGUCAACGCUGGAUCAAAUUCAGCAAGUGCCACUGCCAAAGCAACAAGCAAUGCAGGCGACGAUUUCAAUGCCCGUUUGAGCAAGGUAACCGAGGAAACGGCCAAUCUGAAGGUGAGCAGUGCUCCCAAGCGAGAGAAUCGACGCAAGGGUCAAGGUCAAGGACAUGCUAAUCGCCAGACGGCAACAGGAACGGGAACAGUAACCGAAACUCAGCAGCAGCAGACAGCACAGUUGCCUUCGCAGAAGCCGGAAAAGGCUCAGAAACAUCAGAAUCAGAAUCAAAAUCAGAAUCAGAAUCAGCACCAUCAACAGCAUCAUCACAAUUCCCGUCAUAAUUCGCACGCAAACUACAGUCAAUUGGCGAAUGGCUAUACCUACGAUCCCAGCAAGAUAAUGGGUUUCCAGAGCAAGGAGGCCAACGAUUUUGCCAUGAGUCUUCUAAAGAGUCAAGGCGUCACGAUGCCCAACCAACAGCUGCAGCAGCAGCAGCAGCAGGAAUUGCCACCGAAGUCCUUCGCUCCCGUUUCCGCCGCCACUCAUGGAAAUCCGCAUGCUCAACCCGCUUCAGUGGCUGCGCCACAGGCAGCGCCAAGGGAGCAGUUCGGAAUGACGCCGGGCGAUGCUUGGAUGUGGCAGAAGGGAGACUUGUGCAUGGCCAAGUACUGGGACGAUGGAAGGUAUUAUGAGGCUGAAAUCACCGGAGUAUCGGAGAAAACUUGCGUGGUCUACUUUAUGGGCUAUGGAAACCAUGAGGAGGUGCUCAAGGUGGACAUCCUGCCCAUUACAGAUGCCCAGAACAGACCGCUGAGCAACGCCCCCCAGCAGCAGCAGCAGCAACUCCAACAGCAGCAAUACCAACAGCAGCAACAUCAACCACAGCAACACCAACCACAGCAACAUCAGCAGCACUCACGUUACCGCGGAGAUCGUCAGCAGGUCUACGUACCGCCCCACAAAAGAGAUCAUUGAGACAGCCUGCUUGCAUCGUAAUAAAAUCAAUUGAAAUGUUUCGAAUAAACAACUUUACAGUGUAUUCAAACUUAA